CAUCUGGGCGCCGGUGGGCCGGUCUAUGGGCUUGAAGGCGAUGCGCCCCAAGCGGGUCGCCUACAACGAACUCCUCGAAGACGCCUACCGGAAAAGCCGGAGAGUAUCGCAUAAACAGGUGCGGCAGCUGGCGAAGGAGCUGGACUGGACGGAGCGCCAGGUGGACCGGUGGCUGCGGCUGAGGAAGCUGCAGGACUCGCCCAACAAGCUCACCCGCUUCACAGAGACCGGGUGGCAGUUCACCUACUACCUGUUUAUCUUCUGCUAUGGCCUGCACACCCUCUGGGACAAGGCCUGGUUCUGGGAGAUCCGCCACUGCUUCUACAACAUGCCGUUCCACCCUAUGGAUAACGACGUGUGGUGGUACUACAUGUUGUCGCUCAGCUUCUACUGGUCUAUGACCCUGCGGCACUUCUUCGACGUCAAACAUAAGGACUUUUGGGAGAUGCUGCUGCACCACCUGGUGACCAUCAGCCUGCUGUCGUUCUCCUGGGCGUGCAACUUUACCAGGAUCGGCACGCUGACGCUCAUCGUACACGACAUCUCUGAUAUCUUCCUGCUGGGCGCCAAGAUGUUCAAGUACCUGCAGCUGCAGAUGCUGUGUGACGUCACGUUUGCCGUGUUCGUGCUCAUCUGGAUAGUCACCCGUCUGGGCAUUUACCCGGGCUGGAUCCUGUACAGCACGUACCUGUUCGAUGAGCCCCCCACGUGUGCACUGUUGCCGACCGGCCUCCCCAUCCUGAGUGCCCCCGAACGUACCACCAUCGACGCCACCUACAUCGUCGAGUUCUUCCCGGCCUACUACAUCUUCAACAGCAUGCUGAUAGGCCUGCUGGUGCUGCACUGUAUCUGGACCUACUACAUCCUGCUGAUGGCCUACCAGGCCCUCAGUGCCGGACAGAUCCAGGGCGACUCCCGAAGCGACUCCAGUGAGGAGGUCAGCAGCAGCAGCGAGGAGAACGCUCUGCCCAACUCUACCCCGGCCACCAACGGAGUCUCCAAGCCCGCGGCGGCCGGCGACGGUGGCGCCGCUACCGCCGUAGCGGCCGGCGGAGACAACUAGCGGCCGCCGGCUCAUCACUCCGACUGGAAAUCAAACCUGACUGCCGACGCCGGCGUUCUCUCUCGUGUUUAUCCGUGUGCGGGUGGGGGCGGGGUGUGUACUGUGGGCGUCUGUGAUGUGCUUAGUAACGUGAUACGGUGGUGUGGCGGGCAGGGCGCCGGACCCGGCCACUGCUCGAUCCAGGUACGACGGGUGUUAGUUUGCCACCGGGCCCAACAGUCAGUAUAGGUGUGUGCGUGUGUCGCGCCAGGAAAACGUGAGAAAACGUGAUUGAUACUCGCGGCGAAAUAGGGCCGCCGCCGCUGUUCCAACGACCCGCGCCGCGCGAAGAGAAAUGUUUUAUCCACUGACCGCAAUCCAUGUGUACAAAUUACUCAUAAUUUUGUUUAGUCCGCGAUCACUGGCCGGUUGAUUGGCGGAUUUCGCAGCGCAUGAAAGGAGCGGUCUUGUGAUGGAAUGGUCGCUGAAACCCAGGAAGCUCUGUCGGUGGCAUUCUAGAGCCGCGGAACCCGUGUCGUUUUCCAUAACGGGCGUGCCCGACUAGGACAAGAGGCUUAUUGCUGGGGCAGCUCGACCACUGUCUGUUCUCCCAUUGCCACUUCAGUCUCGUUCCAACCGCACUCACUGGGUGAGUCCAUCUUACAGCGCGAGGAGGUCAUGUCUGGCCGAGUCGUGGCUAAGGGAAGGUGCUGCGCGAUUUAUCAGACAUCGGGCUCCGCCCCAACAUUCCAGAACCACUGCGGGGCUGCCGGUGGACAGAGGCCGUGGUCGCGACAGGUACGAACUGUGGGAGCCGGCUGCUGUGGGGGUUAUAGCGGGUCCGGCGCGGGUCAGCCGGCGCACGGCCGGGCCCAGUCCUUAAUUAUGUGUGUCAUAAUGCCUUUAUGCUGAUCCUUGUUAAUAUAGGUUGUCUGAACUGUG
Messenger RNA from Amphibalanus amphitrite, 1984 nucleotides. Its product is annotated as ceramide synthase 6-like. Gene Ontology annotation, biological process: ceramide biosynthetic process. Bases 26 to 1063 code for a protein of 345 amino acids. Gene Ontology annotation, molecular function: DNA binding; sphingosine N-acyltransferase activity. The record is from RefSeq and is a predicted model, not a curated record. Gene Ontology annotation, cellular component: membrane. NCBI's taxonomy places the organism in Eukaryota, Metazoa, Arthropoda, Thecostraca, Balanomorpha, Balanidae. The transcript has 9 exons.